GGUGCAUCUGAAGACUUUCUGACCAAGGUGCUUGAUCCAAGCCUCGCCAGAUCAGGAUUGACUGGAAAUCCUCUCCGAUAUCAGAUCCUGAUAAAUAAAUGUCCUUCCUUCUCUUUGGGGUGAGGCUCAGCUGAUUCGCGAGGCCCAGCGGAUUGCCGUGCCUCAGCUGUUUUACUCACUGGCGCUGCAGUAGAAGCUGUUUGGAGUGGGCUACGUGAUGCAGCAAUGGAUUCUCGAAUAUGCCUUUGCUUUUUUGCCUGCUGGGUUUUUGUGAAUUCUACAUCAGCGCCCAACAAAGAAGUAGAUGUGACUGCAGCUAUGGAGAACUAUGAAGGGCACAUAGACUCAGGAUGCGCUUCCAACGAGACAAGGAAAGUCCUAAAGAACUUGGAGACGGCCUUGCUGAAAGUCCAUUUACAGAGGGACAAUCUCAUUACUGUUCACUCUAAUAUUCAAACAUUAAUAUACACUAAAUUUGAAGGGUUAACGAUCAACAGUGAGGAUUUUUUAGAUCCUGAUGCUUCGAGACAGAGCCGGCAUUCCAUGUAUUUUCCAAAAAGGUUCUUGAAGAAUAUCCAACCGACCCCGGCAAAGGAGAUAAGGCUCAUCUGCAUUUACCUGAAAGCUUCUUGCCUCUUUCAGGAUAGACAAAACAGCUCCUUGCUGAGUGGUGACAUCAUAGGACUGAGUCUUGGGGACAUGAGUGUCACCAACCUCCGUGAACCUGUGGAAAUCAGGUUUUGGCAUAAUUAUUCAUUGGAUAAUUUCAGCAUGACCUGCGUAUUUUGGGAGGAAGGAACAGGAAAGGACAACCUGGGGGAAUGGAGAACAGAAGGCUGUAAAACCAACGCCAGCCAGGACAGUGUCCUCUGCCAGUGCAACCAUCUGACCUAUUUUGCUGUUCUUCUGCAACUGUCUUCAGAGCCUCUGGAUGAAAAGCUACUGGUCCCUUUGACCUACCUCAGUGACAUUGGCUGUGGGGUCUCAGCGUCGGCUUGUUUCAUCACCAUCUUCUUAUACCUUUUCACCAGGAAGCUCUAUCACGAUUCCACUACAAAGAUCCACAUCAAUCUCCUGGGCGCCCUUUUCUUUCUCAACGUGUCAUUCUUGAGCAGCAAGACUUUGGUUGACCAUCUGUGGUGGUGCAGCAUCUUGGCUGCCUUCCUCCACUACUCCUUGCUCUAGUUUGACUGGAUGGGCAUCGAGGGCUUCCACCUCUACCUGCUGGUGAUCAAAGUCUACAACUCCUACAUGAGGCGUUACCUGCUCAAGCUGUGUGCUGUGGGGUGGGGGAUCCCUGGAGUCCUCGUUCUGGCCAGCUUCCUCAGCAUGCAGGAUCUUUAUGGCCAGCAUGGCAUCAAAACCGACUCUCAAUACAAGAACUUUUCCAUAUGCUGGAUCACCUCCUCCAUCUUGAACAAUAUCACCUUUGUUUAUGUUGGUGGCACUAUAUUCUUCAACAUAGUUAUCUUGGUGAUGGUGGUGCAGAAGCUUAGACAGCUCAGAGCUCACCCUCUUCAUCGGCCUAAGGAACACACCUGCAAAGACGUGGGAACCGUUCUUGGGAUGACCUUCCUCCUGGGGACCACCUGGAUGUUGGCCUUCGUGUCCUUUGGGGUCUUCUUAGUUCCACAGAUCUUCCUCUUUUCAAUCUUCAAUGCCCUCCAAGGAGCCUUCAUCUGUCUUUGGUAUUGCUUUUUACGGUGUCGUUCAACAUCCAAAGAGUCAUCUGGAUUCUCUCAGUCAUCAGCAACAUCACGCGGUUUGUGAAGACUUUGGACCAGGGGUUUCCAAUCUUGGCCACUUUAAGACUUGUGGAC
Pantherophis guttatus is the source of this 1820-nucleotide messenger RNA. It is a transcript of the gene ADGRG5, whose product is annotated as adhesion G protein-coupled receptor G5. Gene Ontology annotation, cellular component: plasma membrane. Gene Ontology annotation, biological process: cell surface receptor signaling pathway; adenylate cyclase-activating G protein-coupled receptor signaling pathway. Gene Ontology annotation, molecular function: G protein-coupled receptor activity. Lineage: Eukaryota; Metazoa; Chordata; Lepidosauria; Squamata; Colubridae. The record is from RefSeq and is a predicted model, not a curated record.